Molecule: messenger RNA, 3074 nt
Organism: Anarrhichthys ocellatus (wolf-eel)
Lineage: Eukaryota; Metazoa; Chordata; Actinopteri; Perciformes; Anarhichadidae
Product: sperm acrosome membrane-associated protein 4-like
Exons: 3
Coding region: 677-1129 (150 amino acids)
Biological process (GO): sperm-egg recognition
Cellular component (GO): membrane
Source: RefSeq, a predicted model, not a curated record
UACUGUGAUGUGUGUUGAUACAUAUCUAUACAGAUGGAAGGGAGGCUGUAAGCUGCUUAACCCUGCGCUGACUCAGGACACCCUCUGUUCCUUAAGAGAUAGAGGAACAUGUAUUUAUAUGAACUGAGUGACUGAGGAUCAGCCAUCUGGAAAAUGCCAGUUUUAAAGAAGUGUUUUUUUGAACUCCCAGACUUUACAUGUUACAGCUGGAAGUGAGAUUCAGUUAAGAAGUCUUUGAAAAAAAAAAAAAAAGUGAGACGUAUCAGCUGGAUGACGGAAAUGUUUUCCACCACAUAGGAGGAGCUUUAACCUUUGUCUACAUCUGGCAUUCAGUACCUCAUGAAAACAGAGGGAUGAAUUACCAGCUUGGUUUUAUAUGUAACAUUCACGUUGGUGUAUCUUCUGGUACAAGAAGCUAAUAAACCAAAUGACAUUUUCUGACACUAAAGGCGAUAUGAAGUGUGGCGAGACUCCACAUUCCACCCCUCGGGAUUCUCUAAGUUGCAGCUGUUCCCCCCCCCCCCCCCCCAACGUUGGUUGUUCGACCAUCUUCCCUUCAGCCUUUUAGCAGCUGUGAGGUGAGGACAAAUACCAGGUCUAUUCCUGAUCUAAUCCAAUUUACGGUUUCCUCGACAGACCUCAUGGUGCAGUCAAUGGAAGAAGCAUUCCGCUCAAUAUGAAAGGACUAAUAUUCGGUGUUUUUGCCAUCAUGAUGCUCACACCUGCUCAAGGUGAGGAAGAGGAGCAGCUAAAGCAGCUCAUGGAGUCAGUGGGAUUUGAGGAGGAUGAGAAGUUGCUGGAGUGUUUCCGUUGUGACCUGGGCUUCUGGGAUACCUGCUACACCACCGAAACCAAGUGCAGCGUCGGCGAGCGCUGCUACACGGGCCGAGGGAAGGCAGCGGACACUCUGGACGUUAAGACUUUGGGAUGUGUGAAGGCAUACGAGUGUGAUCUGGAGACCACCGUGGAGCUAUUCUCUAACAACACCAUCUUUGUCAUGACCAAAUACUGCUGCGACACUUCCUUCUGCAACUCGGCGCACAAACUUCCAACCGCCACACUUUUAUAUCUGACCGUGGCUGUGCUGACUACCUGGUACCUCUCUGAAGCCUCAACAGGAUCACAGUAAACAAGCCGCUUUUAUUUAUGUUGUCAAAAGCUUUACACAAUUUUGUUUACAUAACUAGAAAAUACUUCUUUGGCAUCAACUAAUUAUUUUAGAAAGACUUGAAUCCAACCAAAGAGAACAUCUGUUUGUACCAUAUUUAACGUGGUACUUCAACCGAAAAACCCAUGCAGUAGAAUAAAUGUUAGACUGUAAUAUAAUUCUUGUCAUGUAUGUAGAGGUGGAGCAUCAGUUAGCUCUCUCCCAAAACUAGCUGAAAACCGUCAACAGUGAACGAACAAACUGACCACAGAGCUGCAGAAACAUGUUUGCGGUUGCAGCAGAACAGUUCAGCUGCGGUUCAGCAGCUCCCCAGCAGAGGGCAGGAGCUCCUCCUUCAUGAAGUGCUGAAGGUCCAACUCUGUGUCCUCCAGGUCGAGGCUCAGGAACGCCUCCACCAAAGACCUGCACCUGUCGGUCACACCCAUAAAAAAUAGUUUCACAUACACUGCUCUCUUGUGUUGGUUUGUCAUUCUGUGUAGCUGGAGGUUAACGAACCGGUUCGCUUGCUCAUCCGACGAUGCUUUGUCGAUACGCUUGAUAAGCCUGCCCGUCCUGUACAGUUCAGAGACCUGAUCAAACACACACACACACACACACAGACAAUUAGUCUAUGCGAGCAUGCUUCUGCGUGUCUGUGUGUGUGUGUGUGUGUGUGUGUGUUUACCUCCACUCCUCUCUGCACGAGGCUAGUUGGCAGGCCUGCCAGUGUAGCGAUGUUGGCAGCAUAGCUGGACUGGCAGAUUCCUUCCUUCAGUUGGUACAGAAACACCAACUCAUCCCCGUCCACUGCUGUCUCUAGAGUCUAACACACACACACACACACACACAUUGAUACAUAACCACAUACACAAUAAAAUAAACGUCUAAUGAGGUAAAAAAGUGUCUCAUUAGCUAGUUGGUCAUUUGGAAGUUUCCUGCAGCACAUCAGUUUAUUGUCACUGAACACAGUCACAAAAUGCUUCAGGCUACACGUCAUCAUAAUGCUAAAGCUCAGUCGAGUAUCUGUCAGUACCAGAAGAGACAGCAGGCCAGAGGAGGGCAGCAGGGCCAGCUGCAGCAAACUGUGGAAGUUAGUAGCCAACAGCACAUGAGGAACAUCCACCGGAGGUUUUCUCAGCCAAUGAGACAUCGAGGCAGCCAACAAAGAGAGUCCGUCCACCUGAGGGGGAACAAUAAACAGUUGUGUUUCUGAGCGAGGACGAAGCUUCUACAGGUCGAACUCGACAGUCUUAAUGCAGAUUAAGCUCUCUUACACAAACCCUUGAUAGCAUGAGAUUGAGUUGGAGCCACGAAUAAACCAAUUAACAGAACGUUCCUGCCUAUUGUUCUCUGGAUAAAAAAAUUUUGCCUUCUGAUAGUGUACAGUAAAAAAACAGAAAGGCGUGAUAUGCAAAAAAAAAAAUAAGCAGGCCUUGUGGUUAAAUGGUACAUGUCACCACGUACAGGCAAGGAAAGCUUUAGCUGCUUAAAUGUAAACACAUUUUAUUUGGCCACAUGGAGCAGUGAAAACAAGUUGUGGACACAGCAUUGACAUAUUAUCGCCUUUAAAGUUGACAGCAGUUACAGAUCUGCAGCAUUAUUAUUACUCAUUUGUUUCAAACCACCUGACGAAUAUAAAAGUCAGUGAUUUAGGUCUGGUUUUGGUCUCUACCUGCACCUGAGGGAAAUAUCUGACUCAUGAGCUGAUAAAUGCUUCACUAUCUUCACCAGCUUGUCUCUAACUGUGUCUGUCUGCUGAUUGGUGCUGAGCAGUGCACAUUGGGGUUUUAGCUAAAAACAGCUAAUCUAAAUAUUGAUUAUAGCUGCUUUCAUUAUUUGUUGUUAACAAGCUAAGACAGAACUUAUUUAACCCACAUUAGUCAUUUUCUUUUAUUGUUUUCUUCUCGGCUCUGCCUCCCACAUCUGU